Messenger RNA from Paralichthys olivaceus (Japanese flounder), 1841 nucleotides. RefSeq names its product translin-associated factor X interacting protein 1 (gene tsnaxip1). Gene Ontology annotation, cellular component: cytoplasm. The record is from RefSeq and is a predicted model, not a curated record. NCBI's taxonomy places the organism in Eukaryota, Metazoa, Chordata, Actinopteri, Pleuronectiformes, Paralichthyidae.
CUCGAGUUGAGUGACAAGGAGCGAACUCGUUGGCAUCGAACCGUCGUGUAACCUCGAGAAAUGUCGCCACGCAGAGGUGUCAAACUCCCGCCGCUGCCUCCGUCACGGAAACAGAGACUCACGAAUGACCACGGAGUUCAGAAUAACAUUGUGCAGAAACCUGAGGAAGAACCACAAGGAGAAAGUGCGGCGAGAGAGUUGUGUGUUGCAGGCGGCAGUUACAUUUACGCCGGCACAGGGAGAAAACCCCGGCUGCUGAUGCACAUGGAAAGCUAUGUGAACAGGGAGCUUAAUACUAUCAGUCCCAAUGAGCCAAAACACCAGGAACUGAAGCUGCAGGUGUACCGUCAUAUCUUUGGCUGUUUCAUCAAAGAGUUCAAAACCUACCAACCCAUUCUGUCUGCUAUCAAAAAGGAAUAUGAAAACACUUUAGCAUUUCAGCAGGAUCAAAUCCGAGAACUGGAACCUCUGCGAUCUCAUCUGCGGCUGGUGAGGGAGGAGUGUGAGAGGAAGAUUCAAGCUUGCUUGAGAGAGGAACAGGCUGAGAUUGGAGCCUUGGAAAGAGAAAAGCAGAAGUUGCAGAGGGACAUUGAGGCCACGAGGGAGAAAGAAACGGGGAUUCAGGAAGUGGUAGAACAUCUGCAGCAUGAACUGUCUAACCAGUAUCUGCGAUACCGGGAGGAGCGUGACGCCCGCAAGUUGCUGAUUGGGCAGCUCAGUUACCUAACAAGAGCUUCUGGGAAAGAGGAGCAUGCUGCAGAUGAAAAUACAGAAGACGCCAAGGACCCAGAGGAGCUGCAGCUCGCUCUGAAGGUAUGUCGGGAAGACCUGACUACAUCCCAGGAGGAGCUCACCAGGAUGAAGGCAGAGUAUUGGGAUGUUGUGCCACGGUGCAACUGGGACAAACUGGAACAAACACACAAGCAGACACUUGUGCAGUUGAAGACGCUGCAGGGUGACUUUCAUCAGCUGAAGAGUGAGUAUGACGCCUUGCUGGAGCUCCACAAAGGAGGUGACGUGCAGGUUGAGGCACUUGACUCCACCACUGUGCAGGUUGAUUUGAGUGUGUCUAAAGGACACAGCCAGAUUCAGUCCAGCCAGCGUGAGAGCGACACCCUCACUGUCCAGGAGUUUAGAGAAGCCGUGAGCUCAGCGUUCCCUCUGAAGUCAGAUGAGGAAAUCAAUGAACUUGUGCCCUUGGCUCAGAGUGAAGCAGACAGAAACAAUGAUGUCAUCUCCUCCCAGACACUCUACAGCCUGCUUGAAGAAGCUGGUGUGGCAGCCCAACCUCCAGUUCUUGACCAAUCAGAGGAAAAAGUUGAAUCAAAUAGUUUUCCAGCCAGCGACUGAUAUAAAGUUGUAGUAAUAUUAUUCGUGCCAUUCACCUCUAUUGUUAUGUUCUCCUCACCAUAUAAUGUCUUAGAAAACGCAUUAAAAAAUGUGAUUUUUUUCUUAGUAGUUCAGGUGGACUUAUAUAUUUUUUGCCCUCUUAAUCUAUUUAUUAUUUUUCUUGUAAAAUGGACAAACUGGACCUGCACAUAACAAAGCCAUAGCACUACUUAAGGUAAAAAAUAUUACACAUUGAACCUUUAACCUUGAGUUACCCAUUCAUUUCCAGACUGCAUGAAAAACCACAUCACAUAGACCACAUAUGACAGUCAUUGCACCCUGCUGUAGACAUCCUGUUUACGCUUCAUUUAAUGCUAGGAUUACUGUGUGACAGAGAGGUACGAUUUCCAUACAGAAAAGUUAAACCAUUUAGAAUGACCUGAGUUUGUGUAUAAAUGUAUCUUAAAUUAUGCUCAUAUAUUCUUGAAGAACAAUUAUAAAAUAAACACAAU